Aphis gossypii (cotton aphid) is the source of this 1728-nucleotide messenger RNA. It is a transcript of the gene Pect, whose product is annotated as ethanolamine-phosphate cytidylyltransferase. Gene Ontology annotation, biological process: phosphatidylethanolamine biosynthetic process. NCBI's taxonomy places the organism in Eukaryota, Metazoa, Arthropoda, Insecta, Hemiptera, Aphididae. Gene Ontology annotation, molecular function: ethanolamine-phosphate cytidylyltransferase activity. The transcript has 8 exons. The coding region runs from base 396 to 1526 and encodes 376 amino acids. The record is from RefSeq and is a predicted model, not a curated record. Gene Ontology annotation, cellular component: cytoplasm.
CAUUUUGAACUUUGGCUGAACACUGUAAAAUAUGUUGUGAUUACUAUAACGUUUCAAAAUCGUACAAAUCGCAACGAAACAGGAACAUUAUUGAUAGCAUCGCAAUUCGUCGUACUUUGCAUCGAUUUGGCUCGGAUCGUUUACAAGGUACUUACGGUGGAGCGGUGAACGAAUAAAUUACCACCGUUCUGUGCAGCGCACCGGAAUCCGGUAUUACCGUUGCGACAUUCGUUGCCGUCGAUAACAUUCCGACGCGCUCAUAUAACAGCGAGACACGUCGACGCAAGGCGUCGCAGUCAAUACACGGAUUUACGUCGCAAUUCAUAAUAGUCGGCGAAGUUCCGUCUUCGACUUCAUUCGGUUACGCAGCUGCGGGUGUUCAUAUACUUGCAAAGAUGAGCGAACAAGUUGAAAAUAAACCCGUGAGGGUCUGGUGCGACGGAUGUUACGAUAUGGUGCACUUUGGUCAUGCAAACUCGUUGCGACAAGCCAAAGCGUUGGGACAUUAUCUGGUCGUAGGUAUACACACCGACGAAGAAAUCACCAAGCACAAAGGUCCGCCUGUUUUCACAGCAGAAGAGAGGUAUAAAAUGGUAAAAGCGAUUAAAUGGGUUGAUGAAGUAGUAGAAGGUGCUCCUUACGUUACAACUCUCGAAACUUUGGAUCAAUAUAAUUGUGACUUUUGUGUUCAUGGAGAUGAUAUAACAGUUACAGCAGAUGGAGUUGACACAUAUCAUCUUGUUAAAAAAGCAAACAGAUACAAGGAAGUAAAACGAACUGAAGGAGUUUCAACUACAGAUGUACUUAACCGUAUGUUGUGUAUGACAAGACAACAUUUCUACAAGGGUGAUAAAGAAUAUGAAGUGGAAAAAGAGCAUUCCUCAGUGAUGGGUCAAGAUAAGGCUGCCAGAAGUCCAUGGACGGGUUGUUCACAAUUUUUACCUACUACAAAAAAAAUUAUUCAGUUCAGUGAAGGCAUAGAACCAAAACCUACUGAUAAAGUAGUAUACGUAGCUGGUGCUUUUGACAUGUUUCAUGUUGGUCACUUGGAUUUUUUAGAAAAAGCUCAUCAGCAUGGUAAUUUUCUUAUUGUUGGCUUGCAUACUGAUCCAGUGGUUAACCGAUAUAAAGGAAGGAAUUUCCCAAUUAUGAAUUUACAUGAACGAGUUUUGAGUGUUCUAGCCUGCAAAUAUGUAUCUGAAGUUGUUAUUGGAGCACCAUACAGUGUAACGGCUGAUUUAAUGAAACAUUUUAAUGUUGAUGUUGUGUGUCAUGGUCUAACACCAGUGAAAAUGGACAUAAACGGUGAAGACCCAUUUGCGGUUCCAAAAUUGAUGAAUAAAUUUGUGAUAGUUGAUUCAGGAAAUAAAAUGACAACAGAUUUACUUUUUGAACGUAUUUUAAUUAAAAGAAUGGAAUUUGAAGCUAGAAAUAUGAAAAAAGAAGCUAAUGAGUUGACAUUCAUCAAACAAGUAGAAGGCCAAUUAGCAAGAAUAAAAAUGGAAUAUGAUGCUAGUAUUGUGUAAGUUAAUUUUUAAUUGAUUUUAAAAUAUGCUGAUAAUAAUUCUUAUAAUUGAUCAUUCAUUCAAAUAAUUUUAAUAUUGUGUUACCAAUCAAUACAAUGAUCAAUUUCUGCUUUAUAUAUCUGUAUUUGUUGAUUGACUUUUAUUUAUUUAUUUAUUAUUAUAAUUAUUAUUGGCUAAUUAUACUACAAUACCUUUAAAUUAA